Messenger RNA from Closterium sp. Yama58-4, 1233 nucleotides. NCBI's taxonomy places the organism in Eukaryota, Viridiplantae, Streptophyta, Zygnematophyceae, Desmidiales, Closteriaceae. The record is from the annotation of a GenBank genome assembly.
AUGUAUGUGGUCGGCCAGUACGUGGUCGGCCAGUACGUGGUCGGCCAGUACGUGGUCGGCCAGUACGUGGCCGGCCAGUACGUGGCCGGCCAGUACGUGGCCGGCCAGUACGUGGCCGGCCAGUACGUGGCCGGCCAGUACGUGGCCGGCCAGUACGUGGCCGGCGAGUACGUGGCCGGCGAGUACGUGGCCGGCGAGUACGUGGCCGGCCAGUACGUGGCCGGCCAGUACGUGGCCGGCCAGUACGUGGCCGGCCAGUACGUGGCCGGCCAGUACGUGGCCGGCCAGUACGUGGCCGGCGAGUACGUGGCCGGCGAGUACGUGGCCGGCGAGUACGUGGCCGGCGAGUACGUGGCCGGCGAGUACGUGGCCGGCGAGUACGUGGCCGGCGAGUACGUGGCCGGCGAGUACGUGGCCGGCGAGUACGUGGCCGGCGAGUACGUGGCCGGCGAGUACGUGGCCGGCGAGUACGUGGCCGGCGAGUACGUGGCCGGCGAGUACGUGGCCGGCGAGUACGUGGCCGGCGAGUACGUGGCCGGCGAGUACGUGGCCGGCGAGUACGUGGCCGGCGAGUACGUGGCCGGCGAGUACGUGGCCGGCGAGUACGUGGCCGGCGAGUACGUGGCCGGCGAGUACGUGGCCGGCGAGUACGUGGCCGGCGAGUACGUGGCCGGCGAGUACGUGGCCGGCGAGUACGUGGCCGGCGAGUACGUGGCGGGCGAGUACGUGGCGGGCGAGUACGUGGCGGGCGAGUACGUGGCGGGCGAGUACGUGGCGGGCGAGUACGUGGCGGGCGAGUACGUGGCGGGCGAGUACGUGGCGGGCGAGUACGUGGCGGGCGAGUACGUGGCGGGCGAGUACGUGGCGGGCGAGUACGUGGCGGGCGAGUACGUGGCGGGCGAGUACGUGGCGGGCGAGUACGUGGCGGGCGAGUACGUGGCGGGCGAGUACGUGGCGGGCGAGUACGUGGCGGGCGAGUACGUGGCGGGCGAGUACGUGGCGGGCGAGUACGUGGCGGGCGAGUACGUGGCGGGCGAGUACGUGGCGGGCGAGUACGUGGCGGGCGAGUACGUGGCGGGCGAGUACGUGGCGGGCGAGUACGUGGCGGGCGAGUACGUGGCGGGCGAGUACGUGGCGGGCGAGUACGUGGCGGGCGAGUACGUGGCGGGCGAGUACGUGGCGGGCGAGUACGUGGCGGGCGAGUACGUGGCGGGCGAGUACGUGGCGGGCUAG